Dovyalis caffra is the source of this 237-nucleotide messenger RNA. The record is from the annotation of a GenBank genome assembly. Lineage: Eukaryota; Viridiplantae; Streptophyta; Magnoliopsida; Malpighiales; Salicaceae.
AUGAUUUGUAGAUUUCGCGCGUUGUUGAUUGUUUGCUGUUGUGGUGGUGAUGGAUGGUUAGCCAUGAGUGGCGGCAAUAUGGCCAGUGGUGGUGAUUUUUUUGGGAAUCGAGGUGGUAACGGCGAGGUGGCUGCAACCGGGGCGGUAGUUGACAUGGAUGAUGGUAGGUGUGGCUUUGGGUUGGUUAGUGGAGGAGAUGAUCCGAUGGGUGGCAGUGGUGGUUUUUCAGUGGUUUAG